CACAUCUCCCCAAAACCCGUGUCAUCAAGCCAAAGCUAAAAAGCGUCCGUCAGUCAGUUGAUGUUUGAGUGUGGAACAUUUCUGUUUGGGUUAAAUUCUGUAUUGCACUGUUGUAUUGUGGACUUUGAAAAUGUUUUUUAGUGAAGUUUUAUGUGUAAUUUAUCAGAUCGCGUAGAAGAAUCACUACGCGAAUCUGUAAUCCGUUCAAUCAAAUGCUUCCUGAUAAACUCACUCGUGUAAUUUGUGUAUUACUUCAUACUUAGCUUGUGCAAAACAUUGACGUGUUUUUAUUUGAACAAUUUCAGUCGUUCUUCGUUAUUGUUCAUAACAAUCACAAAACUAUACGUACGGCUCAUCGUACAUUGAUCAAGCUGCAAGUUAGUGUUAGUGAACGCUAAGCGAAUUGUGACCAAAACUAAGUGGCAACAUGAAUAUUGUGAAGGUAUUCAGGACGAGUUAUAGUUACUUUUUGAUGGUGUUUUUGUCUCACUUGAGGUGCAGUACUUGAGUAGACGAGUGGUGAAGUGGUGAGGACUAGAGUGGAGCGUAGAGCGGGACAGAAUGAGGGAGCAGACGUGAAGUGGCGAAGCAGUCACCGUGGAGCACCUGGUGGGAGGCGCGGGCGCGGGCGGGCUGCUGCCCGGCGCCUCGCCCGCCCAGCAUCCGCCCAACAUGCUGCAGCCCAUGGAAGAGAUGAUCCUCCCCCCCAAACGACAGGCUGUUGUGGACAGGCUGCGCCGGAGAAUAGAGACGUACCGUCGUCGACAAUCCGAGUGCGUGCCGCGGUUCGACCAGUCGUUCAGCGGCGCCUGUGAGCAGCAGAACUUGGAGACCAGCGCCCUGCAGAAGCGGUACCUCGAGGGGAAGGCCAAGCGGCAGGCCAAGAAAAGCGACCGCAAGCCCGACCUGCCGGCCAUCAGCGGCGUGCAUAGCAGCGUGCAUGUGCAACAAAAAUUUGGAUGCGGCGAUUACGAACCCCCAGCGAAAUUGCAAUGCAGCGGCGGUGCCGGCUCGGGCGAAGCGCUCACCAAGUUCUCGGUGGAAAUAGUGCAGCAGUUGGAGUUCACCACCUCGGCGGCCGACUCGCAGCCGCAGCAGAUCUCCACCAACGUCACCGUGAAGGCGCUCGCCAACGCGGUCAAGACCUCCAACUCGCCGCCGCCGCAGCAGCCGCCGCCGCGCGCGCCCACGCCGCUCGACUGCGAGCGCGAGUGCAAGGCCGAGUGCAAGUCGGAGGUGGCCGACGACGAGUUCGUGGGGCUGGACGAGUGCGCCGCGGCGCUCGAGCGGGACGCCGCCUCCGCGUUCCCGGGGCUGGCCGACCUCAUCGGCGAGGACGACGGCGACGACACCUUCGAGGACCUCAUCACCGAGAUCUCCGGCUACUCGGAGUUCAUGAAGGACUUCGACCUCGACGGGGGCAAGAUGAACGGCGGCGGCAUGGGGCUGGAGCCGCCCGAGGGCGAGCCGGCGCCGCGGCCGUACGGCGGCGGGGAGAUGUCGCCGGCGGCGCAGACGCUGAAGCACAUGGCGGAGCAGCACCAGCAGGCGGCGGGCGGCGACUGGGCGCGCUACCGCGGCUACGGCGCCUACCGCCCGCGAGCCGCGCCGCCGCCCAUCGACCACUUACACAUGUCGCAGCAGCAGCAGUUACACCUCACUCAACCACAUCACAAUCUACAGGUGUCAGCGGCUCAGCACAUGCAGGUGAGCGGCGCGGCGGGCGGCGGCGGGCACGUGUCGGUGGCGGCGCAGCAGGGCAUGUACGCCAGCUUCCAGCAUCAUGGGAAUCCAUCACCACAGCAUCAUCAAGGCAAUGGGUGCGACUCGUACUCGGUGUCGCAGUCGCAGAGCAUGAACUUCUCGCAGCCCAUGCGCGCGCGGCCCGGCGCGCAGCCGCCGCAGCAGCAGCAGGCGCAGGGCCAGCCGCUCGGCGUGGCAGCGGCGGGCAUAUCCCGCGAGCAGCAGGCGAAAAUGCUGCAGCAACAGCAGCAGCACAUGUUGCGCGCGCAACAGCAGCAGAUGCGGCCGCCGCCGCCGGAGUACAAGGCGCGCUUCGUGGGCCCGGGAGUGGGCCCAGGAGUGGGUGUGGGCCCGGGCGUGGGUGUGGGCCCCGGCGUGGGCCCCGGGCCGGGCGCGCGGCGGGCCCCGGCGGCGGCGCCCCGGCCGUUCCCACCGCACGCGCGCCAGUACUCGCCCGAGUGGCGUCAUAUGCUCAUGCAGCAGCAGCAGGCCGCCGCGCGACAGCAGUUCCCGCAUCAUCAUCAAGGUGGUUUCGGCAUGGGCGGCAUGGGCGGCGGCAUGAGCCAGCAGCAGCAGCAGCAGAUGCAGCUGCAGCAGGCGCGGCUGCAGCAGCAGCAGCUCAUGCAGCACCAGCAGCAAAGAGCAUCAAAUCAACAACAGAACUCGAUGUCGCAUCUUAUUAUGCAGCAAAAUCAAAUGAUGAGUGUUCAAGGACAGAUGCCGAACAUCCACAUGUCGCAGUCUCAGAGCAUGUCGAUGCAGGGCGGCGGCGGCCCGGGCGGCGGGCCCGGCGCAGCANUGGGCCCGGGCGGCGCGGGCCCAGGCGGCGCGGGCCCGGCGCAGCACCAGGCGCACCCGCAGGCGCACGCCUUCGCGCCGCUGCACGCCGGGCCCUUCGGCGCGCAGGCCGACUUCAACCUGGACUUCCUCGACAACAUGCCCUCCGCCGACGCGUCUUCCAUCACCGCUCAGGAGCUGCUCAACUCGCUCGAUAACUCCUUCCUCAAUGAUAUACUCUAAGCGCCCUGAAUCUCGGCUCUACCGGUGUACGACAUAAGGCUCCAGGCUGAGGUGCGAAAGUGAUAGGAAUACGGAUCGAAAGGUUUCUUCGUUUUUCUGUGGUGCAGCUGCGACUCGGUGUGACCGGUCGAAUAGUAGACCGUUCAGCUCAUUUCGAGCAUGAAGCGAAACCUAUUUUCUUCCAAUUACGGUUCGCGUGCUGUUUGAAAUUCAAUAAUUUCAUAUCAGAAAAUGAUGUUAGGACAUUAUUUCUGGAAUCUGCUAUAUCGUACAGUGUUACGGCAGAAGUGAAAUUGUAAAAUAAAAGAAAGGAAGUGUAAACACAGUGGUAUUAUACGUCAGAAAUGAAGCGGCAUGAACAGUGCUUCCGAACACAUCGACAACUGAACGCUGCUAUGUAGCGCGGAGAGAGCGGCUCGUUAAGGCUUCCGCCAUAUCUUUCGGGCGCUCGAGGAGUUAUGACCAAAGUUAUUGACCACGAAUUUACACCUGAAUUUAACGUGGUUCUGUAGUGUGGGGCAUAUUAAGUAUAGUGUAGUCGAAUUGAAUCUUCCGAUGUCUUUACCAUAAUUUCGAUCGCGUUGUUUUAUAGACUAUUUAUUGUAAAAAUAUCCAUUUCAUAGUAUUUAUAGCUCAUAAGAUUGUUAAUACUUCUUUUGUAAAUAUUUUAUUGUAGUCUUAAGAUUCGUUCGGUAUUAUGACAUAGGCGACAUCAGGACGCAGUCCCGCAUACCUAUACGCGACUGAUCUUUAAUUUUCCACAGAGUAGGUAAUAGUUAGUGUAUAUUUAUUGAAGAGUUGAUAGGAUCUAAGAUCGAAUGCACAAAAGACCUGCGAUUAUUAUUUACUAGUGUAUGACAUACGAGUUUGUCGACUGGCAAAGCGAUUGGGGCAAUAGCAGUUGUAAAGAAACUAUAUUUGAGGUGAUGCGAUAUUUUUUUAUAUUUAUAUUCUUUGAUCUUUGAACUGUCUGAUUUAAUAGCCUAUACAAAUGUUAUGGAAACAUAGUUUGUGCUUCAAGUUUAAAUAACAGUAAUGUCUAUCCGCCUGGGAACGACCCGAUUUAUUAUAUGGUUUUAUUUUUAGUUCAAAAUAAUGUAAAUUUUAUGGUUUAUUAAAAAUCAUUCCUGUACCUAAGAUAAUAGUAGUUUAUACUGUGAUGUCGGUCUCAAUGGUCAAUAGGUAAUAUAGAAUCAAUUAUUAUAAAGAUAUAGAUUAUUGUUAUUGUUAAGGAUCUCAUGUAUCAUUUUGGAAGAGGUAUGAGGGAUCUGGAAUUUGUAGGAUGUUGAUUUUCAUAUAUUUACCUUUAUUCCAUGAUUUGAGAGUAAAUUUUGGAUACCAUUCCUAUACAAAACCGUAGUAUAAUCUUGUACACCGUUUUGCAUUAUGUUUGUUGUUAAACAACACUCGUUGGGCCUUCUUUGGAUGUCUUGGAUUAGCCUAUUGCGUUCUUUUAAUUUAAUUUAAAAAAAAUUGAUUUUAAUAGUGUGGAUUUUGGCUGAUUUGUUUUAAGUAAUUUAAAAAUGAUUUAAACAAGAAAAUGUCUAAAUGGCUUGAAUC
Molecule: messenger RNA, 4323 nt
Organism: Ostrinia furnacalis (Asian corn borer)
Lineage: Eukaryota; Metazoa; Arthropoda; Insecta; Lepidoptera; Crambidae
Product: neurogenic protein mastermind
Biological process (GO): positive regulation of transcription by RNA polymerase II; Notch signaling pathway
Cellular component (GO): nuclear speck
Molecular function (GO): transcription coactivator activity
Source: RefSeq, a predicted model, not a curated record